Puma concolor (puma) is the source of this 1221-nucleotide messenger RNA. NCBI's taxonomy places the organism in Eukaryota, Metazoa, Chordata, Mammalia, Carnivora, Felidae. The record is from RefSeq and is a predicted model, not a curated record.
AUGGCGGACUCGAAGCUGCUGGUGCCCGAGCUAAGCGAGGCAGAGAAGAUGGGCGCUGAGACCAUGCGUUUCGAGGAGCUACUGCGGCAGGCCUCCAAGGAGCUCCAGCAAGCCCAGACAAGCAGACCAGAAUCCACACAGAUCCAACCUCAACCUGGUUUCUGCAUAAAGACCAACUCCUCCGAAGGGAAGGUUUUCAUCAACAUCUGUCACUCUCCUUCCAUCCCUCCUCCGGCUGAUGUGACCGAGGACGAGCUGCUUCAAAUGCUGGAGGAAGACCAAGCCGGGUUUCGCAUCCCCAUGAGCCUGGGAGAGCCUCAUGCAGAACUGGACGCAAAAGGCCAGGGUUGUACCGCCUACGACGUAGCGGUGAACAGCGACUUCUACCGGAGGAUGCAGAACAGCGAUUUCUUGCGGGAGCUCGUGGUCACCAUCGCCAGGGAGGGCCUUGAGGACAAAUACAGUCUUCAGCUGAAUCCAGAGUGGCGCAUGUUGAAGAACCGACCUUUCCUGGGCUCCAUCUCCCAGCAAAAUAUCCGCUCCCAACAACGUCCUCGGAUCCAGGAGCUGGGAAACCUGUACACUCCCGACUCCCCGAGACCUGAGGAAGGCCCUGAGAAGCCUCACCUGAACCUUUGGCUGGAAGCCCCUGACCUCCUCUUGGCUGAAAUUGACCUCCCCAAACUGGCCCUCAAGUGGAUUGGGAGGGAGCAGCCGGCGCGGCGGGCGGGCGCCACUGACCCGGUGGCCCGGCAGCCACUGCCCACCGCGGCCUCCCGUUUAUCGCCUUGUCCCAUUGGGUCCCUGGGGCUCACAGUUUUGCCAGUGUUUGAGAACCCCCCCGCAUCCCUGCCCGCGGAGCCGUCCACCAGCGCCACCCUGUGGCGGCAGAAUCCCCGGCCCGGGUGCGGAGGCGGCGGCCGCGGCUCCGGGCCAGGUGUGAAGGUGGAGCAGAUGGUGAAGAGGAGGGAGUGGGAGGGGGGCCCCGGCCGCUGCCAAAUCCCGGGCCUGCGCCGGAACCGUCACCAUGGAGACCGAAGAAGGCGGAAAGGACCCAGCUCCACACUUUUUGGGGGACCUGAAAAAGAGUUCUUCGGCCUCCCACGGAGGGUCCCCGUGCUAACUACAAGUCCCAGCGGUGGCUGGACCUCACCGUGCGCUUCAGAAGAGCCGCGCUCCCCGAGGGCCGCUGGGAGUUGUAGUUUUGAGACAACAGCCUGA